Messenger RNA from Orbicella faveolata, 2006 nucleotides. RefSeq names its product protein FAM13A-like. NCBI's taxonomy places the organism in Eukaryota, Metazoa, Cnidaria, Anthozoa, Scleractinia, Merulinidae. Gene Ontology annotation, biological process: signal transduction. The record is from RefSeq and is a predicted model, not a curated record.
UUGAUAGUUGAUCUAAAGAAAUUGAGUGGCGGGUUAGGUCCAGUCGAAUAUCGCGGGUUUUUCAGGCUGUAUUUGGGAAUAAGUGAUAUACAAGUACCUGUACUUCUUAAUCAAAACCUGAGAGUGAUAGACUCGAGCAAAGAAAACCUAGAAGUGCAGCUAUAUUGUGCUGGUAGCGUGGGAUGGCAACGGACUGAGUGAAUAUCCGGUGACAUUUUUGGUCCUUUUAGAGGGAAAAUUCAUUGUUAUUCAUUAUUUACUUUUCUAACACUGCAGCUCUUAGAAAGUCUUUUUCAACAAGGUGGAAAAUCAUCACAGCAAACGACUGGUAUUUACUUCGGACUGUUUUAUUAAAAUUUCAUCUGUACCUGCUCUACAAAUCGCGCGGGAUCAUGCCAGUUUCAAACAGUUCGGGAGAAACAUGUAAUGGUUUUGUGUCGUAAAAUCCACCUGGUUUUGUUAACGUUCAAAGACAAUUCUGCACACCAUGGGGAGUGAGCUCUAAGGAAACUUUAUUCUGGUACGACGAUUUUUUUUUGGUCGUGAAGCGAAGUGGCUUGCGAAGUGUAUGGUUGCUGUAGUAGGUUCUGUGCGCUGUUUAUUUUACGGGACAUAAGAUAUAAACUCUGAAUGUGACUUACAAAGCACGGAUCUAUGAGUCAGAGAGACGGAGGGGUCAAUCGACAGCAUAGCUUAGAAACAGGUCUCUCCCAGGCAAUUCGUCCGAUGCUGAUAUGUGCUUCCGAGUCGAGCGUUUCCGUCAGAAGCCAACAGGGUUCAGAUCAGCUCUCUGUGCCGCAGACUUCAGAGUCAAAAAUAGCGAAAAUGAAAAAGAAAAUAAGCUCACCUCUUGUAAAAAGAAGAAACCUGAGUGGCGGUGUGACAGUAAUGACCAACAAAACAUUUGGAGUUUCUAUUGAUGAAUUACUGAGAAGGUCUGAAGGAUGUGAAGUGCCACCCAUCAUCACCAACAUAGUGGAAUACCUUGCAAAACAUGGUAUGAGUCAUGAGGGAAUUUUCCGUAUAAGUGGUAAUCAUAAAGUGGUUGAAUCACUGAAGGCGACAUACGACAAAGAUGGUGAAGCAAACUUGGAACAAAAGGGAGAUGUAAUGGCUGUAGCAGGCUUGCUUAAACUUUUUUUGAGAGAACUACCUGACCCUCCCAUCCCUCAGAGUAUGACAGCGGACUUUAUCAAGAUACAUCAAGCUCACAAAGGCAACAGGGGUGGUUUACCUGAAAUCAAGGCACUGCUUGAGAAGCUUCCAACAUCUAAUUAUCAGUUGCUAAAGUACCUGUGCAACUUUCUUGUGAAGGUAUCCAUGAAUGAAGAAAAUAAUAAAAUGAGUUCAAUGGCUUUGGCUAUAGUAUUUGGACCAAACUUUUUCAGAUGUGGUGAUGGAAUUGAAGGUCUUCGAGAACAGGGACACACCAAUGCAAUUGUUUGCACGUUCAUAGAAGAUUUUGACACCUUAUUUGAGGUGUCUCCUUAUGCUACCACAGACAUAUUCAGAGUUCAGGAAGCCAAGGCAAAUGACUCUCCAACACUGUUGGCAAGAAAGAAACAUCUUCAAAAGGCUGGUAAUGAAAAGAAUGAAAGUUCAGCCAGUGAUGAGGAGUCAUUUCAAAUAACUGGACAGGAAGACAAGGACAAAAUACAGGAAGAUGGCCCUACUUAUGCCACAGUCAAGAAACCAAAGAAAAUGUUACAACCUGUUGCUCACAUUUCGUCACCCACAGAAGACCUGGAUAUGUACAUGAGGUCUGUUUCACCUUCAUGGAAUACUCAUCAAAGUGAUUCAAGCCCCACUCUAGAGUCUCCCAAGCCACCUGCUGGAAAGGAGAUUGUGCAGAAAGCAAUCAAUGAAACUAUCAAAGAGCACUUGUUUGGACCUGACCUGACAUCUACAGAUGAAAACAGCCCACACUCACAGGAAUCUGGUGAUGAAGGUAUGUCUCCCCCCUACAGCUGGCUGUAAUGCAAGAAGUUUGAUGCAUGUUACAAUAU